Messenger RNA from Coniosporium apollinis CBS 100218, 1614 nucleotides. RefSeq lists its product as uncharacterized. Gene Ontology annotation, biological process: transmembrane transport; carbohydrate transport. The record is from RefSeq and is a predicted model, not a curated record. The transcript is spliced from 3 exons. Gene Ontology annotation, cellular component: membrane. Lineage: Eukaryota; Fungi; Ascomycota; Dothideomycetes. Gene Ontology annotation, molecular function: carbohydrate:proton symporter activity. The coding region runs from base 1 to 1614 and encodes 537 amino acids.
AUGGAUACAGAGAAGCUCGCAAGCGUCACCGCAGAGCGCCGCGCGUCUAAUGCCGAGCGCCGCGCAUCUAUAGUCCACGACCCCGACGCAGGCCAUCUCAUGAACCAAGAAGACCAUGAGAAGUCAAAGUGGCAAGCUAUCAAGAGCCAGCCCUGGGCAUUCGCUUGGUGCCUCUUCGGAGUCUGGUUGUCGCUUCUAGUCAGCUUUGAGAACCAAGCGGCCGGCAUCGUUAUUGGUAUCCCGCAGUUUCGCAAAGACUUUGGCUCGUUCUACGAGGGUAACUACGUUCUGCCCGCCAAAUGGCAGUCCGCCUUCAGUGGAGCACCCGUGGCUGCAACAGCCAUAGGCGCCUUGACUGCGGGCCAAAUCGCUGACUCGAUCGGGCGCAAGAAGACUGUCAUGGCCUUCCUCGUUGUCUCAUGGAUCGGAGUUACCAUGGAGUUCAUUUCUACGACCAACGAACUCUUCUUUGGGGGUAAAUUCGUAAAUGGCUUUGCAGUCGGCACCCUCGCUGCCCUCGGCACAACUUAUGUUGGAGAAAUCGCGCCCUUGGCAUUACGAGGCCUCCUCACUGCCGUCAUUGCUUUAGCAUACACGGUCGGGCCCCUAUGUGCGGCACUCAUCCUCAACGACACUGGCACUAUGGAGAACAGAUGGGCUUACCGCGCCGUUUUUGUCUCCCAGUACGGCUUCGCAGCCGUGGCGAGCAUUGCAGUUUUCUUCAUGCCUGAGAGUCCCUGGUGGCUGGCCAACAAAGGGAAAGACGAGCAAGCGCUUCGCUCUCUCAGAGGUCUAGGCUACAACAAGGGCGAUGAAGACGUCAAGCGCCUUGCCCUUAUCAAGCUCACCUUGGAACAAAUCAAGAGCGAAACUGAGAACGCCACCUAUCUUGAAUGCUUCAGACGUUCGAACCUGAGGAGAACAAUCAUCAGCAUCGCUCCACUCGAGAUUCAAGCAUUAGGCGGCGUCAUCUGGGUUGCGGGCUACUCAACAUACUACAUCCAACUCGCUGGCUACAGCACCGCAAUGAGCUUCAAGCUCUUCAUCGCGCUCCAGGUCGUCUCGAUGUUCGGCAACGUCUGCUCUUGGUUUCUGGUUGACAAGGUUGGACGUCGCAAUCUGACAUUAUGGGGCGUGACAAUCCUAACUGUGCUCCUCAUGGUGGCUGGCGGCCUUGCCAGCGCGGGCUCACCAGGCGCUAUCAAAGCGGCUAUCGGGCUGAUCACCGUCUAUGGCUUCUUCUACAACAUCACCAUCGGAGCGACCGCGUACAAUCUUCUUGUGGAAGUCUCGACAUCCCGGCUCCGAAUCAAGACGAUCGCUAUUGGUCUCGCCUUGCAGAACCUGACCUACAUGAUGUGGUCGUUUGUGCUUCCCUACCUCUUCAACCCGGACAAGGCGAAUCUCGGAGCGAAGGUCACUUUCAUCUUCGGUGGUAUCUCAGUCCUCUGUAUUAUCUACCUUUGGUUCUACCAGGUCGAAACGGCGAAUCGCAGCUAUGCUGAGCUCGAUGAGAUGUUUGCGAAGAGAAUUCCGGCGAGGAAGUUCAAGACAUAUAUCACUGACGAGCAGCGCAUGGGGCAGGAGGUUAAGAGGAAGUCUAUUGGAGCAUGA